CAACCUCACCAAGAAAAGCAAAGCUUUCCCUGCAUGGUUGAUGCCUUGAUGACAGCACUUGCCCUCACUCUCUUCCUCUUCUUUAAAAUCUUGUAAGCAUCCUCGCAAUGUCUUCUUCCUUCCUUCCGAUCGUGACCCCAUUUUCCCUUCUCCCAUCGACGACGACGUGGGCUGCCGGGUUUUUCCAUACACAAGUCACACCAUGGGAGAGCCAAGGCAUCACUGCAAGCUAUGUCUCCUCGUGGCAUUGGCGCUGUGGCUGCACGCACCGACGGGCGCGACGACGACGUUCACCAUAGCGAACUACUGCGCCUACACGAUAUGGCCGGGCACGCUGGCCGGUUCCGGCACGCCGCAGCUGUCCACGACGGGGUUCGAGCUCGGGCCGGGGCAGGCGGUGCGGCUGGCGGCGCCGGCGGGGUGGUCGGGGCGGAUUUGGGCGCGGACCGGGUGCGUGUUCGACGCGGCCGGCGCCGGCGUCUGCCAGACGGGCGAGUGCGGCGGGCGCGUGGAGUGCCGCGGCGCCGGCGCCACGCCGCCGGCCACGCUCUUCGAGGUCACGCUGGGGAAGGGCGGCGGCGAGGACUUCUACGACGUGAGCCUCGUCGACGGGUACAACCUCCCCGUCGUCGCCAUCCCGCGCGCGCUAAGCGGGCCCGGCGCGUGCAACGCCACCGGCUGCUUGGCCGACCUCAACCGAUCGUGCCCGACGGAGCUGCAGGUAGUCUACGGCGGCGGCGCGAUCGCGUGCCGGAGUGCGUGCGAGGCGUUCGGGCAGGACAGGUACUGCUGCAGCGGCGCCUACGGCACCCCGGCGGCGUGCCGGCCGACGUCGUACUCGUCCGUCUUCAAGAUGGCGUGCCCGCGCGCCUACAGCUACGCCUACGACGACAGCACCAGCACCUUCACCUGCAGCGCCGACGACUACACCGUCGCCUUCUGCCUCCCCACCUCCGGGAUAAAGGAGUCGGACGCCGUGUUCCUGGGCGCGCAGAUCGUCGGCGGCCGCGGCACCGGUGCUGCCGAAGCCAACGAUAUCGCGCCGCCGGCGUACGGCAACGGUGGCGCGGGCGCUUAUGCACCGCCGACCUACGACAGCCGCAGCGGUGGUGGAGCCGGAGGUCCUUACCUGCCGCCAGUUUACAACUACGGGCCUGGCGGCGACCGCAUACCGCCGGCGAUGAGGAUCUCGUCGGCUUUCACGACGACGGCGGCGACGUACAUCCGGCCGUGGCUUCCGCUGCUGCUGCUGCUCCUCUGCUUUGACUGACCGUGUUGGUGUUCCGUUGCCCGCUGCGCAGGAGCUGGCGACAGUUUAAGCUCACUCUGAGUUUAACGGCAUCUCCAACCGUUGGCCCCCUCCCGGAGGCAUAAAAAUCGCUUCCUGGAGGCGAGCCGGCAAUACACUCGGCGCUGGGGCGGUUUUGCGCCCAGUCAUCGCCCCCAACACGCCCUCAGGCGUCGAAAUUGAUUCACUUUGCAGCUUAAUUUCGGCGAAUAAAGGGCCCAUAUGGACGAGAAUAGGUCCAUAUUCGGCGUGGUUUCGCCAUGUCUAGGCGUUCAAUUAUCAACACAAUUAUUUCUUAUCACAUAUUUCGUCACAGAAAAAUCAAAUACUUCAA
Molecule: messenger RNA, 1622 nt
Organism: Triticum urartu
Lineage: Eukaryota; Viridiplantae; Streptophyta; Magnoliopsida; Poales; Poaceae
Product: pathogenesis-related thaumatin-like protein 3.5
Source: RefSeq, a predicted model, not a curated record